AUGUCUGCUGAUAAAUACUACACCCUUGCUGAAGGAUGCCCCUUCGCAAGCAGUAGCACUGCUGUGCUUAUGCGUAACGGGCAAGGUGGCGGCCUUGGCUUACUCCAGGACACCCAGCUCAUCGAGACUCUCGCGCACUUUUCUCGUGAGAGAAUUCCCGAGCGUGUUGUUCACGCCAAAGCUGUCGGAGCAUACGGAGAAUUUGAAGCCACCGCCGACUGCUCCGACCUGACCUCCGCCAGCUUUCUCAACAAAGCUGGCAAGAAGACUCCUGUUCUUCUUCGCGUCUCUACAGUUGGACCAGAGUCAGGCUCUGCUGAUACCUCCCGUGAUGUCCACGGCUGGGGAAUGAAACUCUACACAGAUGAAGGAAAUUUGGACUGGGUCUUUAACAACACCGUGAGCUAUUUAUAUUUUGAGACAUACCCGGAGAUCCCCGCUUAUGCAGUGCAGCCGGUAUUCUUUAUUCGGGAUCCCAUCAAGUUCCCCUCUAUGAAUCGCUCUCACAAGAGACACCCGCGGACCCACCUUCCCGAUGCGAACAUGACGAAAAAUCUUGAAGCUAAUAUGACGUUUAGUUCUGGGAAAUCGCUGACAUCUCCUAGCUUCCACGUGGGCAACCCUGAAGGAAUCCAUCAGCUCUUAGUUCUCUUCAGUGAUCGUGGAACCCCACAAUCGGUCCGCUUUUUGAACUCCUACAGUGGACAUACUUACAAGUUCACCAAGGAGGAUGGUUCAUUCAAAUACAUCAAGAUCCACAUGAAGACCCAGCAGGGAGUCAAGAAUUUCACUCAGGCAGAGGCAACGAAAAUUGCCGGUGAAGACCCCGAUUACAUGAUUCGAGACAUGUACGAGGCCAUUGAGAGAAAAGACUAUCCUGCGUGGGAUGUAUUUGUUCAAGUCAUGGAACCCUCCGAGGCCGAGAACUACCGUUGGAAUAUCUUUGAUAUGACCAAAGUCUGGUCACACAAGGACUUUCCGCUGAGAAAGAUCGGCAAAAUGACUCUAAACCGCAACCCCAACAACUAUUUCGCCGAUAUUGAGCAGGCGGCCUUCUCUCCCUCUAACAUGGUACCUGGCUUUGCCGCUUCAGCUGAUCCCGUCCUCCAAGCACGUCUAUUCGCCUACCCCGAUGCAGCUCGCUACCGCCUCGGCGUCAACUACCAGCAGCUGCCAACCAACGCAGCCAAGGUUCCAGUAUACUGUCCCUUCCAGAGAGAUGGUAAGAUGAGAUUCGACGGUAACUACGGCGGUGAUCCAAAUUACGUCAACUCUACUCUCCAGCCGACCAAAUACUAUCCCCAAGUCAAGCGAGUCAAGCCCGAGUCGCUCAGCCUGCACACAGAGCACGAGAAGUGGAUUGGAGAAGUCACUACCUACACUAGCGAUAUUUCGGAUGAGGAUUUCGUCCAGCCUGCUGAAUUGUGGGAGGUUAUUGGUCGUGAGCCAGGACAUCAGGAUAGAACUAUUGCCAACCUUGCUGGCAGUAUCAGUGGAGUCAAGUCAGAUAAGUUGCGCGAUGCAGUAUAUGCACUAUUCAGUCGUGUUAAUCAGGAUCUUGGGGCGAGGCUUAAGAAGGCGACUGAGGCUGCUAUCAAAAAGUAG
Penicillium odoratum is the source of this 1605-nucleotide messenger RNA. Its product is annotated as catalase. The record is from RefSeq and is a predicted model, not a curated record. Gene Ontology annotation, biological process: response to hydrogen peroxide; hydrogen peroxide catabolic process. Gene Ontology annotation, cellular component: peroxisome; mitochondrion; cytoplasm. The coding region runs from base 1 to 1605 and encodes 534 amino acids. The transcript has 10 exons. Gene Ontology annotation, molecular function: catalase activity; heme binding. NCBI's taxonomy places the organism in Eukaryota, Fungi, Ascomycota, Eurotiomycetes, Eurotiales, Aspergillaceae.